CGUCGCCGUCGGAGGUACGUGCCUUGGGUUUGCCUCGCCGUCGCGGCCGCCCCGUUCCUGCAUCCCCGCCCUCAGCCUUGGCCCGGGGCCCAGCCGCUCUCCCUGCUCUCCUCCCCUAAACCACCCCCCGGGUUUCUGCCGUCGAGGCCCCGGGGCCAGGCGAACGAUGCCGUCGGAGAGCGGAGCGGAGUGCUCGGACCAGGCGGCAGCGCAGGUGGGGACGGCUGCAGCCUCGGCGGUGGCCCCGGCGGCCCCGGCGGCCCCAGCGGGCGGCGGCCCCGACCCGGAGACCUCCUUGGCCUCCCUGGGACGGCACCUGAGCGGGCUGGGCUGGCCGCAGGUGCGGCGGCUGGACGCGCUGCUGAGCGAGCCCAUUCCCAUCCACGGGCGCGGCAACUUCCCCACGCUGAGCGUGCAGCCCCGGCAGAUCGUGCAGGUGGUCCGGAAAAGCUUGGAGGAGCAGGGACUGUGCGUGCACAGCGUGCGGUUGCACGGCUCCGCUGCCAGCCAUGUACUGCAUCCCGAGAGCGGCCUGGGCUACAAGGACCUGGACCUGGUGUUCCGGGUGGACCUGCGCAGCGAGGCGUCCUUCCAGCUGACCAAGGCCGUGGUGCUGGCCUGCCUGCUGGACUUCCUGCCGGCCGGGGUGAGCAGGGCCAAGAUCACGCCACUGACACUCAAGGAGGCGUACGUGCAGAAGCUGGUGAAAGUGUGCACCGACACGGACCGCUGGAGCCUCAUCUCCCUGUCCAACAAGAGUGGCAAGAAUGUGGAGCUCAAGUUUGUGGACUCAGUGAGACGCCAGUUCGAGUUCAGCGUGGACUCCUUCCAGAUCAUCCUGGACUCCCUGCUGCUCUUUGGCCAGUGCUCGUCCACACCCAUGUCUGAGGCCUUCCACCCCACUGUGAUCGGUGAGAGCCUAUACGGGGACUUCGCCGAGGCCCUAGAACACCUGCAGCACCGGGUCAUCGCCACGCGCAGCCCAGAGGAGAUCCGGGGUGGGGGCCUGCUCAAAUACUGCCACCUCCUGGUGCGGGGCUUCCGGCCACGGCCCAGCACCGACACGCGUGCCUUGCAGCGGUACAUGUGCUCCCGCUUCUUCAUCGACUUUCCCGACCUGGUGGAACAGCAGCGCACCCUGGAGCGCUACCUGGAGGCCCACUUUGGUGGGGCAGACAUGGCUCGCCGCUACGCCUGCCUGGUGACGCUGCACCAGGUGGUCAACGAGAGCACCGUGUGCCUCAUGAGCCACGAGCGGCGCCAGACGCUGGACCUCAUUGCCGCCCUGGCCCUCCAGGCGCUGGCGGAGCAGGGCCCCGCUGCCACGGCUGCCCUGGCCUGGCGCCCUCCGGGCCCUGAUGGGGUUGUACCAGCCACUGUCAAUUACUAUGUGACCCCCAUGCAGCCUCUGCUGGCGGGAGCCCACUCCUAUCCCACCUGGCUGCCUUGCAACUGACUGGACUCUGGCUGGAAGGGACAGGUGGCUCAUGGGGUGGGGUGGGGACACCGGGAGCGCGUGGCGGUUAUGACCAAAGAUGGGCUCCCUGGGCCAGCUCGCCCAGCACUGAUGCAAGGUUGGGCCUUCAACUGAACAGAACAAACCUCCCCGAGUUAGGCCCCCUGUGGGCUGAAAACCCAGCUGGAGCUCCUGGUAGGGGGAGCCCUUUGGCCACUGCACACUGUGUUUUGUGGGGUUUUUUGUUGUUGUUGUUGUUUUAAAGACCAUCAUGAUUGUGGAGUCCAGGGAGCUACUUGUCCUGAGAGUCAGGUGCUUCCAGGAGACAAAGCAGAUUUGAGUGGUGACGGCCCCAGUGCCCAGCAUCUUGGGGUUAAUUGCUAUGGCCUAGAAAGGGUCCUAUGGAUUAGGGCCAGCCUACACACACUGGCUAAGGGCAGCACAUGACAGGAACUACUCACUUCCGCUCAGGCUGGGCCACUAACAAAUUUCCCUCCACCCAGUGGCCCAACUGAGCUAAUCACUGAGAAAAGGGAAACUGAGGCAGGUCCUUAGAUGUGGGGAGAAAUAGACUGAGCCCAGUCUCCCAAAACCUGCACCCCAAGCUAUGAAGUAGCCUUCCCUUUGGAGGGGUCAAGACAGGUAAAGGAUAAGUGCUAAGUACCACAGUGGGAUGCAGCCCGCACCCCUCCAGUGUAACACCCCCUCCCCUGUGUUGUGAGGAACCCUGCUUGCUAUCCAGGAGCAGGGUGCUGAGCCCAAAUGUGCCACAACUGAGUUGAGCAGUCCCUGCCCUGCUAGCUUGGUUAUCGACUGUCACAUGGGGAGGGAGCCACACCCCCACCUCCUUUUCCAUUCCUCUGGAUUUGUUGCUAUUUUGCACUCUUAACCACCCACCAAUAAAGAUUGUCUACACUG
This is a messenger RNA of Perognathus longimembris pacificus (Pacific pocket mouse), 2374 nucleotides long. It is a transcript of the gene Tent5b, whose product is annotated as terminal nucleotidyltransferase 5B. Lineage: Eukaryota; Metazoa; Chordata; Mammalia; Rodentia; Heteromyidae. The transcript has 2 exons. The record is from RefSeq and is a predicted model, not a curated record. Gene Ontology annotation, biological process: mRNA stabilization. Gene Ontology annotation, molecular function: poly(A) RNA polymerase activity; RNA binding. Bases 167 to 1456 code for a protein of 429 amino acids.